Molecule: messenger RNA, 756 nt
Organism: Caenorhabditis briggsae
Lineage: Eukaryota; Metazoa; Nematoda; Chromadorea; Rhabditida; Rhabditidae
Gene: Cbr-decr-1.3
Product: Protein CBR-DECR-1.3
Exons: 3
Coding region: 1-756 (251 amino acids)
Biological process (GO): fatty acid beta-oxidation
Cellular component (GO): mitochondrion
Molecular function (GO): 2,4-dienoyl-CoA reductase (NADPH) activity
Source: RefSeq, a predicted model, not a curated record
AUGGAAAAAUUACAAUUGACCGCUUCGGAUAUUCAGAAGAAUACGGGCGGCAUUUGUGAACCAUUCGAGAUGAAUAUUCGUGACCCUGAAAUGGUCAGCAAGGCGUUCGAUCAAAUUCAGAAGAAAUUCGGCAAAGAUCCAGAUGUUUUGGUUAACAAUGCCGCUGGAAACUUCAUUAUGGCUACCGAGCGUCUCUCCGCAAAUGCAUAUGGUACUAUCAUUGAUAUCGUACUCAAGGGAACGAUGAAUGUGACUACAGAACUUGGAAGACGUUGUAUUAAGAACAAAGCGGGCGCCGCUAUCACCUCCAUCACUGCCAACUAUGCUAGAGCCGGUGGCCCAUUUGUAAUUCCAUCUGCAAUUUCAAAGGCUGGAGUGGAGACCAUGACCAAGUCUUUGGCCACUGAAUGGUCUAAAUAUGGGCUACGCUUCAAUGCAGUCUCUCCUGGACCCAUUCCAACUAAAGGAGCAUUCGGAAGACUUUUCACUGGAGAGAUGGGCGAUGCAGAGGAUUUGAUUCGUACUAGAAAUCCAGCUGGAAGAAGUGGAACUCCGGAAGAAGUUGCGAAUCUUGUCGCAUUUGUUUCGUCGGAUCAUAUGUCGUUUUUGAAUGGAGUGAUUAUUGAUUUGGAUGGAGGACAACAGCAUAUGCAUCAUGGUUCUCAUAUGGGAGAGUUUUUGCAUGAAAUGGACCAGAAGGCAUGGGAUGAGACAGAGAAUUUGAUUCGUGGAAGAACUGGCAAAGAGAAGCUUUGA